Molecule: messenger RNA, 699 nt
Organism: Haliaeetus leucocephalus (bald eagle)
Lineage: Eukaryota; Metazoa; Chordata; Aves; Accipitriformes; Accipitridae
Product: histone-lysine N-methyltransferase EHMT2-like
Exons: 6
Molecular function (GO): p53 binding; histone methyltransferase activity; protein-lysine N-methyltransferase activity
Source: RefSeq, a predicted model, not a curated record
UACCCCCAGUACCUCCGCAGGCGGAAGAAGCUGCGGUUCCACCCCCGGCAGCUCUACAUCUCUGUCAAGCAAGGAGAACUGCAGAAAGUUGUCCUCAUGCUGCUGGACAACCUGGAUCCCAACUUUCAGAGCGAUGCUCAGAGCAAGCGCACCCCCCUGCACGCGGCAGCGCAGAAGGGGUACCUCGAAAUCUGCCACCUCCUGCUGCAGGCGGGCGCCAACAUCAACGCGACGGACAAGCUGCGCCGGACGCCGCUGAUGGAGGCGGUGGCCAACAACCACGUGGAGGCGGCGCGGUACAUGGUGCGGCGGGGCGGCUGCGUCUACAGCAAGGAGGAGGACGGCUCCACCUGCCUCCACCAUGCCGCCAAGAACGGCAACCUGGAGAUGGUCGACCUGCUGCUCUCCACCGGGCAGGUGGACGUCAACGCCCAGGACAAUGGGGGUUGGACCCCCAUCAUCUGGGCGGCUGAGCACAAGCACAUCGAGGUCAUUCGCCGGCUGCUGACGCGUGGCGCUGAUGUCACUCUCACCGACAACGAGGAGAACAUCUGCCUGCACUGGGCCUCCUUCACGGGCAGUGCGGAGAUCGCCGAGGUGCUGCUGAACGCCCAGUGCGACCUGCACGCCGUCAACUUCCACGGGGACACCCCCCUCCACAUCGCCGCCCGCGAGAGCUACCACGACUGCGUCAUGUAA